AUGGCCUCACCCGCCCCGCCCACGGCCGUGCGCCCCGACGCGACCACCGACGACGAGCCUCAUCGGCGACCGAUCUCGACCACCGCUCGACCUGCACACGCCCAGCUCCCCAACGAGCCCUCCACGAGCGCAGCUCAACGCGCUCUCGCCACCGCGCCACCCGCAAACGGCGUCGCGCCCGCCGACGACGACGCGUCCUCGCCCUCGACCUCGUCUCGCUCGUCGAGGAGGACUCCCUCGCGCAGGUCCCUCGCAGGAGCGAGCCGCAACGGCGGCGCACCUCCACCGCAACCGGGCACCUUCCUCACCCGCUUCCUCGGCACUUUUCGCCCGCCCACCGCCUCGGAACCAGCUCGACCCCACCUCCCUCGCUCCCUGUCGAGCCCUGUACCGUCCGUCGUCCGCGCAUCCGACCCAGACGUCGUCGACCCGCGCCAGCUCCCGCCGCCGGUCCCGUCCACCUCGACUUUGGCCUACCCGCACGGCGGCCCCACGCCCUCGACCGACGAGCACCUCGCGCCGUCCACCUCGAGCAGCUUCGCCAAGCGCCUGCGCCCGAGCUUUCGUCGCCACGCGUCGGGCGGCGUCGGUCAGCCGUCGAGCCCGUCCGGCUCGCCCGCGAGCUCGCCUGGCCUCGCAGGCUCGGGCAGCGACGGCGGCGCCCUCUCGCCCGGGUCGCCCGCGACGCUCCGAGGGCUCGAGCGCGACCCGAUGGACACGGUCUACGCCCGCAGCGGCGUCGGCGCCUCGACCCCGGCCAGGCGCGACAGCAUCAUGAGCCAGCGCACGGUGCAGGCGCACGACCACGCCUACCCGUCCGGCGCACCGAGCACGCCCCUCGCCCCGAUCGACGAGCCCGAGCUGCCGAGUGCACCGCCGCGCCUCGAGCAGUCGCUCGAGCUCAUCGCGACCCUCCUCCCUCCCGCCCUCCUCCUCCUGUCCCAGUUCGGCCCGACGCACCUCUUCUCGCCUCCCGUCCAGCUCCCCGCCCUGUUCGAGGCGACCCUCGACGCGUCACUGAGCCGCAAGUCGAGCAUCUCGUCGGCCACCGGCUCCAACGCCGUCCUGUCGUCGGGCGCCAGCAUCGCCUCGACCGCGACGAGCAGCACGACGUCGGCCGCCGCGUCCUUCUUCUCGGGCCUGCACAUGGCCGACGCCCUCCUCCCGACCCACUCGCACGAGUUGCACGCCCCGAGCACGCUCUCGAUCCCGGCCGUCUCGGCGGGCGCCAUCUGGCGCCUCUUUCGCGGCUUCGAGUGGAUCGGCGAGGUCGGCCGCGGCGCGCAGCCUCUCCCGCACUCGCCGCUCGCGCCGCACGAGGGCGGCGUCGGCGACGGUCCGCCGCUCGAGCCCGAGGACGACCCGGAGCAGGUGUUCGACUUCCCGGCGCUCCUCCAGGGCGUCGCCGACGUGCUCGCGGCCGACGCGGCCGCGCGCGGCAUCGAGCUCGUCGUCGGGCAGGCCGGCAGCGGGUCGGCGCCGAGCCCGGUGACGACGCCCGACGUCGCGACGGCGCACAAGGGCGAGGGCGGCGUCGGAGAGGCGGGUGCGGCGGGCUCGGCGGCGGCGGCGCCGGCCAAGGACACAGAGACGAGGGAGCUCUUAGUGAGGGCGGACGAGCGAGCCUGGAGCGUGACGCUCAUCUGGAUCAUCCACCACAUUCUUGCCGGCGCGGCGACGGGCUCGACUGUCGACGUGCGCUUCAUCGCGACCGCCGCGACCCCUCCCUCUUCCCCGACGCCCUCCCGCAGCUCAUCUCCCGAGCCCGACGCGCGCCCGUACCCUCCCGCCUUUUGGCCCUCGCGCCCGCAAAAGUGGUGGAACGUCUCGCUCGAGAUCCUCGUCACCGCCCCACCUCUACCACCCUCGCCCCCGUUCGUCGACGAGAACGCGGCCACGCCUGCGCCCGUCCACCUCCCGACGCCGCCGUUCGACACCGCCUUCGCCCGCUCCCUCUUCUCGCUCGUCCAGCUCCGCCUCGCGCCCUCGACGCACAACUCGGUCUCGGCGCGUUCGUGGGCCCUCGAGGCGCUCCUGCCCGCCGCGCGCCCCAAGACGCAGUCGAUCGCCGACGACCCGUCGACGCUCCUCGGGCGCCGGCGCGCGAGCCUCGACCUGACGGUCGGCCAGGAGCCGUCGAUGGACGACCUCAAGCGGUUCGCCGAGACGGCGCUCAAGGGCCACCGCGUCGCGCUCCACGCCGGCGAGACGAGCGCGUUCGCCAAGGACCUGACGACGUACCUCGCCGGGUGGGGCAUGGACGUCCAGCACGUGCCCGUCGUCAACAACGGCUCGCUGUCGGGCGGCAGUGCGGCGUCGGCGUCGGACGCGGGCAAGUCGUCGAGGGCGAGCGCCGGCGCCGGCGCACGGUUCGACUCGGGCUUCGAGACGGCCACGUCGUCGCCCGGCGCGACGGCGUCGUCGAGCGACGCCCUGCCGUUCGACGCGGGCACCAUGGGCGAGGGCCACUCGAGCCUCGUCAUCAUCGACGACGACGUCGCGACGCUGCGGCGGCUCCUCGUCUCGCUCCGCACGCCGCCGAGCAUGGGCCCGACGCUCAUGGCCAAGCGGCCGCAGCUCGCCGCGCGCCGGACGCGCUCGAGCCCGCACGUCCGCCAGCUGCACCAGGUGCAGCAGGGCCUGUCGUCGCCGCAGCACGCGUCGCAGUGGGUCAUCAUCCAUUUCGCGAGCCUGACGCACUACAAGGCGAUCAAGGAGCUCGUCCAGGACACGCUGUCAAUGUCCAAGAGCCUGAGCAUCCCCGAGGUCCUCGUCGUGCCCAAGCCUGCGGGCCCUCGUCGCGUCAUCACGGCCAUCUGGACGGCCCUCAAGCGUCCCGCCGUCGACCCGUCGCUCGCGCCCAUCGCCACGUCGCCGACCUCGCCCGGCAUCCAGUACUGGACGCCUCGCCUGUCGCCCGCCCUCAUGAGCGAGCACGGCUUCGACUUUGGGCACAACGAGCUCGCGAGCAGCAAGAGCGACUCGGGCGUCGCCAACUCGUCGCAGGGCAAGCCGCGCACGCCCCCCGCGUUCCACCACGCGGGCACCAACGGCAGCACGAGCUCGGCCGUCCCGCCUUCGCCGCUCGGCCGCAUCGACGACACCGAGGACUCGUACUUUUCGACCGUCAGCGAGGAGCUCAAGGACACGACGCCGAGCGAGGGCAUGGUCGUCCAGAGCCCCGACGGCCGCUCGGGCAUCUUCUUCCAGCCGCAGCCUCGUGGCUCUCGCGGCUCGGGCGACAAGCAGCGCCGCCAGAACACGGCCGAGCGCGAGCGGCGGGCGACCUUGAGCCGAGAAGGGUCGGACGACGCGACCGAGCAGGCGACGAGCGCGCAGCGCGAGUUGCCGCCGGGCCUCGUCUCGCGCAUGAGCACGGCGACGCCGCACGAGAUCGGCCUCGGCUCGUACGUCUCGGGCCGCCGCGUCGCGUCGAGCGGCUCGGCAGCGAGCGGGAGCGGCGGGUCCGCGGGCGACACGUCACCGCCGGGCUUGAACGCGGCGCUGCGGCCCGGGACGCCGGCGCUCACGCUCGACUCGUUCAUCACGGCCGCCAAGUCGCGAGCGACGGGCGCCGACGUCUCGCCCGAGGAGCUCCCGCCGGCGACGGCCGUCUCCUCGAGCCCGCUCGCCGAGGGCAACUCGCGCCAGCUGCCGGGCACGCCGUCGGCACGGUCGGCCUCGACCCGUCGCAGCAUGAGCGGCUCGAACGGCACGUCGGGCACGGUCACGGCGACCCAGUCGUCGCACUCGGCGUCGCCGCGAGCGUCGAGCGGCGCCCAGAGCCCGCUCCAUUCGCCGCGGCGCAACCCGGCGAGCGCCUCGGCGUCGCCCGUCCCGACACGCUCGUCGACGCCGCCCGACACGCAGGGUGCGGCGGCGUCUGCCGCGGCGGCGGCAAGGGCGCUCGCGGCGUCGUCGAAGCCGGCCAUGCCCAAGCUGCGCACCCGGGCGAGCACGGUCGGCGGCCCGCCGAGGAACCGCAGGCGGUCCAGCAGGAAGGGCACGUUGCCUGCGGUACCGCCCAUCAGUGUGCUCAUCGUCGAGGACAACCCCAUCAACCAGACGAUCCUGUCGAUGUUCAUGAAGAAGAAGGGCAUCAGCUACAAGGUCGCCAAGGACGGCGAGCAGGCGGUCCAGAUGUGGAAGAAGGGCAACUUUCACCUCGUCCUCAUGGAUAUCCAGCUCCCCGUCAAGGACGGCAUCGAGGCGACGCGAGAAAUCCGCGAGCUCGAGCGGCAGAACAACAUCGGGACGUUCAUCACGACGCCGACCUCCGACAUGGCGUCGCCCAUGUCGAGCGCGAGCAGCGGCAACCCGUUCAGUGCCCCGGGCUCGCCGCUCCUCAGCAUGCCCGUCAUCAUCGUCGCCCUCACCGCCUCGUCGCUCCAGGCCGACCGAGUGAACGCCCUCGCCGCCGGCUGCAACGACUUCCUCACCAAGCCCGUCUCGCUCGUCUGGCUCGAGUCCAAGCUCGUCGAGUGGGGCUCGAUGGCCUACCUGUCGGGCUUCAGCCGCAAGGCCGCCGAGGCCUCGGACACGUCAUCGAACCCGUCGAGCACCCGUGGCUCGACGCCGAACCGGCCCAUGUCGCCCGCCAACAAGUCCAAGGCCAACGCCGAGUUCACCGAGAACGUCACCUCGCGCGCCGACAACAUCUCGCAGCACCUGCACAUCGAGCGGCCGACCUCGCGCGCCAGCUCGCCGAGCGGCCACCGUCCCGGGCUCGACUCGAUCGCCGGCUCGCCCUCGGACUCGCCCGAGGCGUCGCCGCCUACCGGCGUCGACAAGGUCGCCGGGCAGCCCAUCGCGAGCGCCGCCGUCGCGCGCCACAACAACCCGUCGUUCACGCUCACGUCGCCCACGCCCGAGUCGACGGCGGCGACCAAAGCGCCGAUCCCGGCCCUGCCCAACGUGCCUGCGACACCUGCUCCCGCCGCUGGCGGCGACGCCAAGGAGACGCUGGACGUCGUCGAGCAACGGCUCGAGGACCUCAUCAAGGAGCAGGAGACCGGCUCGAUGAACGAGCGCGACCCGUCGGCGCCGCAUCGUCCCGGCCCGACGCCGCUCUCGCCGUCCGUCGUCAUGGCGCCUGCCGACCCGCCGCUGGACGACGUGGUCGCCGAGAGCCAGAGGCUCAUCCAGGCUGGACGUGGGCGCGCCAACAGCGCGAGCUUCGGCCAGGCCAUGUCCGACUCGGGCCAUACGUCGGCCGCAUCGUCGCCGGGCGCCUCGACGCGAGCCGUCCCGAAGCUCCCGACCAAGGUCCCUCCCCCUUCCGAUUAGCUCCCCCUUUUCCCCUGUCACCACACUUUCUCUUCCUCCCUCUCCUACUCUCUCGUCUUUCAGCAUCUGUUCGGACCCCUUCUGUUUCUCUCGUCGAUUCUCCUCAUGUCGCACCGCCACACACACGCACAGGCACGCUCUCCCUCUCGAUACCCCUAGCACGCUCUCCUCGGACUCGCUCUCGCAAUCCAGCCCAUUUCUCGCACG
Messenger RNA from Rhodotorula graminis WP1, 5493 nucleotides. RefSeq lists its product as uncharacterized. The annotation marks the transcript as partial. The record is from RefSeq and is a predicted model, not a curated record. Lineage: Eukaryota; Fungi; Basidiomycota; Microbotryomycetes; Sporidiobolales; Sporidiobolaceae. The transcript has 6 exons.